Molecule: messenger RNA, 1417 nt
Organism: Moneuplotes crassus
Lineage: Eukaryota; Ciliophora; Spirotrichea; Euplotida; Euplotidae
Source: the annotation of a GenBank genome assembly
UAGUCAGCAUAGAAGAACUUUUAUUUCCUUUAAUUUUAGCCCUUAAAGCUUUAGCUAAAGGCCAUAUUAUAGAGAAUUGACACCUGCAAAUAGCAUGAAGGAUCAUAAUUUAGCAUUUCAAAGGUCCCAAAUUCUUGCCAAAGUAAAUGGAUUUGCAGACACAAAGUUUGAAAAGUAUAAAAUCAACAGUAUUGUCAAUUAUGGACAGAGGCUUGCUAGUACUCCAAAUCAAAGUGUAGUUAUGAAAAUUACAUGUAUGAGAGCUCAGAAGAUAUCAAAACCUAUAAAAUUUAAUAAACAUCUACUUCGAUCCACUAAUCACUCCAACCUCACUAUAACCCGACCAUCAACAGAUUGGAAAAACCCUGGUUCAACCAAGAUGCGACCAAUCUCCACCACAUACAAUUCUCCAAAGUACCUAAACCUCUCUCCAAAGCAAAAUUUAACCCUCGAAAACCCCAAAAACACCCACACCACCACUAAAAGAUCUCUUAGCCCUGACUUUGGAAUCCAUCUUUUUCCCAUCAAGAAAAACACCAUGUGCAUCCAUAACCGCCACAGGACCCUCUCCACUACAAAAAUGUUCAUAAAAUCCAUCCAGCACAACAUUUCCAGACUAAAAAGAAACAGGGAGUUCUGGAAGCCCACAAUAAAAAUCUGUAAAUAAAGCAGUCAAAAAAAAACGUACUGUCCCAGCCAAGCCUCGUAAGAAACCAGACAAGAUCUUCACUGAAGAAGAAGUUUUGAACUUACCUUUCAACGAGACUAGGGCCAAGCUUGAAGGGGAGAUUUUGAGGAAGAACUUUAAGAAUUGGGAUGACCAGAACUCGGUCAGGAUUCAGAAGGUCUUUAGAGGGUACAUGAUGCGCAAAUAUUAUUUUAAGAGAAUGCAAGAGAGGAUGAUAAGGAAUUUCAGAGAGGAUAAAUGAGCCAGAGUGAUACAAAGAGAAUGGAAAAUAUUUAAUUUUCAGAGGCAAAUGAAGAGAGAUGCUAAAGAGAGAAGAGAUAUAGCUUGUACUAGGAUUCAGAAGUUUAUGAGAGGCUUCAGUGUCUUUAACUCUUGUGGAGCACAAAGAACAAUGGCAAGUAUGGCAGCUCUCCAGAAAUCACUUCGCUCAACCUCUAGGAGAAAUCGAGCAGCAAAGAUUAUUCAAAAGAGAUUUAGGAAAAUCCGUUCAAGAAUGCGUAAAAAGAAUAAUAAAUCUUUACUUGAACAGCAGAGAUUAGAAGAAAGGCUAGCUGCUCUUAAGAAGCCAAAAUCAGACGGUAGAAUCAAGAUAGUUAACCGAGGAGGUACCAUCAUCAGAAUUGAUGUCGAUGAGGAAAGAAGGAGAAUUCUUAAGAGAAAGGAGAGGUUAAGAAUAAACUCUAAAAAGAACAAGAAAAAGAAGCAUGACUAAUUCAAUUUAUUCAUUAA